This is a messenger RNA of Xylona heveae TC161, 2479 nucleotides long. Its product is annotated as glycoside hydrolase family 15 protein. NCBI's taxonomy places the organism in Eukaryota, Fungi, Ascomycota, Xylonomycetes, Xylonales, Xylonaceae. Gene Ontology annotation, biological process: carbohydrate metabolic process. Gene Ontology annotation, molecular function: hydrolase activity, hydrolyzing O-glycosyl compounds. The transcript is spliced from 5 exons. The coding region runs from base 386 to 2410 and encodes 674 amino acids. The record is from RefSeq and is a predicted model, not a curated record.
CGUGCGCUUGAGCUCAAAGACGAUGCUGCCGCAAGCUACUCCCUAGCUACAAUGGUCUCUAGGCUGCCCUUCGUCACAAAUGAAGUAGUGUCCUUGGACCAGCAUAGAGGGCGCCCUGCUACACUAGAAUUGGGGCGGGGCCCCUCAGCCCUGGCCCAGCAGCUCCCUAUGCUCCCUCUCUGGUCAAUUUGAGGGGAUAUUAAGCUCUCGGCAGUAAUCCCCUUAGCAGCGAAGCUCAUAAAUACCUAGCUAUUCCCUUCUUAUCGCCCCGAGUGAAAGGCUUUCAUUCCCUUGUGCUUUGCUUCCAUUGAAUGAGCAGAAUCAGUCUCUACUUGGCCUCAAUCCAUACUUGCAUCCCGUUAAAGAAUUCCUUAGAAGCACCACGAUGGAAGACCAUACUCCAAAUAAAUAUGAUGCCACUGGCCUUCGAGGCCCAAUGGGUUACAUGCCUAUUGAAAACUAUGGCCUCAUUGGAAAUCUACGUACCUGUGCCCUUGUUGCUGUUGACGGCAGCAUUGAUCAUAUGUGCUGGCCAGAAUUUGAUUCACCUUCAAUCUUCUGUCGCCUCAUUGAUAAGGAUAAGGGAGGACACUUUAUGAUCUCGCCGGAGCCAGGCCUUAACCCUACGACUAAACAGGAAUACCUCCCGAAUAGCAACGUUUUGCAAACUAGAUGGAUACACGAAGCAGGUUGCGUCAAUUUGACAGAUUACUUUCCGAGACCGAGAUCUGCCUCGAGGCCCACUCCCUUAACUGGGAAAUCUUUGUUCGAAUCCCUCAGCCUGAAAAGUGAGUUGAAAAGAUGGCUUGUCAGGAGAGUCGAGUGUAUCCGAGGCGAGCUGAAUGUCAAUGUCGAGCUCUUUCCUGCGUUCAAUUAUGCGCAAGAUGAACAUAUUACGGAAUUGGUCGACGGUGAAAAAGGUGAUCCUCAGAGGGGACCUACUGUCCUCUUGAAGAGUCGCCUUGGCCGCAUGCGCCUUGACUGUACAAUUGAUGGAGGAGAACACGACGAUUCCCUGAGACCGGUGGUCAAAUUCAAAUUGGAAAAGCGGGAAGGCUUCCUCGGCAAGGGUGUAGUGGCCAAAGUUCUGCUGCAUGAGGGACAAACCGUCUCCUUCGUGUUCCGCGAAGAUGAACCCGAGGUCGCGCUGGAAUCACUCAGUCAGAAGCAGCUUGAUCGAGUACAGCAGGAUACUCAGAGCUAUUGGCACCAUUGGAUUGCCAAGAGUAAAUAUAAAGGACGUUGCCGAGAAAUAGUCAAUCGGAGUCUGAUGGUGCUCAAGCUCCUGACUUAUGAGCCCACUGGGGCCAUUAUUGCUGCACCGACCUUUUCCCUGCCCGAAGACUUUGGUGGAACCAGAAAUUGGGAUUAUCGCUAUUGCUGGGUCCGGGAUUCAUCCUUUACUAUAUAUGCUCUCCUUCGUAUGGGCUUCACAGAAGAAGCAGAGGCUUAUAUGACCUUCUUGAGUGACCGCUUACGCUAUUCACGCGCCCCGGAUGGUGGUCUGCCCAUCAUGUUUUCUAUCCGUGGCGACACCCAGUUAGAGGAGAUCGAAUUGUGCCAUUUGGAUGGUUACAGAGGAAGCAAGCCUGUCCGCAUUGGCAACGGGGCUGCCUUCCACAAACAAUUAGACAUCUAUGGGGAGAUGAUGGACAGUAUCUACCUUUAUAACAAGUACGGUAAACCUGUUUCAUGGGACCAAUGGGUCGCCGUGCGGGAAAUUACGGACUACAUUGCAGGCAUCUGGCGUGAACCCGAUAAUUCAAUCUGGGAGGUUCGCGGUCAGCUUGAAAACUUUGUCUACUCUAAAAUAAUGCUUUGGGUGGCUUUUGACCGAGCUUUGCGACUGGCUGACAAGCGGUCAUUUCCAUGCCCUCACAGAUUCGAAUGGCUCGCCAUCCGGGAUGAGAUCUACGAGGAUAUCAUGAAGCAUGGCUUCAAUAAAGACAUGAAUUGUCUCAUCCAAAGCUACGAGAGCAAUGAGGUGCUCGACUCCGCUGUCUUGAUUGCACCGCUUGUCUUCUUCAUGGCUCCAAACGACCCCCGUUUCCUUGGAACUAUAGACCAGAUACUCAAACCUCCGGAGAAGGGUGGUCUAACUAGUGCAGGUUUAGUCUAUAGAUACAAUCAUCUAUUGAGCAAUGACGGCGUUGGCGGCGCUGAAGGCGCCUUUAGCAUGUGCACUUUUUGGCUCGUUGAAGCUUUGACUAGGGCGGGUGCUUAUGAUCGGCAAUACCUUGUCAAAGCGGAGUCGCUUUUCGAGAGUAUGCUUUCUUUCUCAAACCAUCUCAGCAUGUAUUCGGAGGAAAUUGCAAAGUCUGGAGAGCAGCUUGGAAACACUCCGCAGGCUUUUAGCCAUAUUGCGUUGAUCAGCGCUGCGUUCAAUCUUGACAGAACCACAGGAGGUUAGUCUCGCGUCCAAAAGCAUCAUCGAGGAUGUCAAGAUUGUUUCUUUACUAAGAGCGUCAUUUACUGGGGC